Messenger RNA from Neltuma alba, 860 nucleotides. Its product is annotated as squamosa promoter-binding-like protein 3. Gene Ontology annotation, molecular function: DNA binding. The transcript has 2 exons. The coding region runs from base 35 to 538 and encodes 167 amino acids. Gene Ontology annotation, cellular component: nucleus. Lineage: Eukaryota; Viridiplantae; Streptophyta; Magnoliopsida; Fabales; Fabaceae. The record is from RefSeq and is a predicted model, not a curated record.
UCAUCAUCAUCCCCGCCUGUUUGUCAGGCGCACAAUGGACAACAGAAGUAUAGAGAGGAAACGACCAUUCAAUGAGAAGUCAAAGGAUAAAAUAAUUGAAAAAGCAGAAGACGAAGAAGAGGAAGAAGAUGAAAGGAAGAGUGUUACUGGUAGUCAUGUAGAAGACGAAAAGAAGAAAGGGGUUGGUGGGAUUAACAGAAGAGGAUCAAGUGCCUGUCAAGCAGACAGGUGUGGAGCUAACUUGGCUGAUGCAAAGAGAUAUCAUCGCCGCCAUAAAGUGUGUGAGUUUCAUUCCAAGGCGCCUGUUGUGAUCGUUGCGGGCCUGAGGCAGAGGUUUUGCCAGCAAUGUAGCAGGUUCCACGACAUAGGGGAAUUUGAUGAGGCAAAGAGGAGCUGCCGGAGGAGAUUGGCGGAGCACAAUGAGAGGCGGCGGAAAAUUAAUUCUGAAACUCACAAUGAUGGCGGCGAAAGUCAUCAUCAGAAACCAAUGGAAGGGCGUUUCAGGCAUGUUGAUGACAGAGGAAGAAGAGUGAAUUAGAUGGACGCUAAUUCUGGGAAUUGGAGCAGCAAGUCUUUCCAUAUCAGAUAAAGCUAAAGAGCUCAGCAGCAGGCUCUCUGUCUUCUGUCAUCUUCUGCCUCCUUACCUUGCUUGCCAAGGCACAUGCAUAACAGCUUCUGUUAUAAGAAUAAAUAAAGCAUCCAACUCACAGAAAAUGGUGCAUUUUUUUGUUUUUAGAUUUACAACAUGUGAACUAGUUUGAGCGUCCCUUAUUUUAGUGAUCUCUACUCCUAAUAAAGAACCCUUUUUUUUUCUCUGCAAUAGAGGGCUAGAGUCCGAAGAAGCUAACAAAUUAACAAUG